UCACUUCCUGCCUUGUGACCACACACCCGGGCUUGACAAAGCUGUUCUGCAGAUCAGAAAGAAAAGAGCUCCUGGUCACACACCAGCUCAACUGAGGACAGAGUUUCUACAAGAUCUGUUACCUAACGCAGAAAAAGAUGGCUAGAGGAUCAGUGUCUGAUGAGGAAAUGUUGGAGCUCCAAGAGGCUUUUGCCAAAGUUGAUACUGAUGGCAAUGGGUAUAUCAGCUUCAAUGAGUUGAAUGACUUAUUCAAGGCUGCGUGCUUGCCUCUGCCUGGGUACAGAGUAAGAGAAAUAACAGAAGACCUGAUGGCUACGGGGGAUCUUAACCAAGAUGGGAAGAUCAGCUUUGAUGAGUUCAUCAAGGUUUUCCAUGGCCUAAAAAGCACAGAGGUUGCCAAGACCUUUCGAAAAGCGAUCAAUAAAAAGGAAGGGAUUUGUGCAAUCGGUGGUACCUCAGAGCAGUCUAGUGUUGACACCCAACAUUCCUACUCAGAGGAGGAAAAAUACGCUUUUGUCAACUGGAUAAACAAAGCACUGGAAAACGACCCUGACUGUCAGCAUGUCGUCCCAAUGAACCCGAACACCAAUGAUCUCUUUAAUGCUGUUGGGGAUGGUAUUGUCCUUUGUAAAAUGAUCAAUCUGUCAGUGCCAGACACCAUUGAUGAACGAACAAUCAACAAAAAGAAGCUUACGCCUUUCACCAUUCAGGAAAAUUUGAACUUGGCUCUGAACUCUGCCUCAGCCAUUGGGUGCCAUGUAGUUAACAUAGGAGCUGAGGACCUGAAGGAGGGAAAGCCUUAUCUGGUCCUGGGGCUUCUGUGGCAAGUCAUCAAGAUUGGGUUGUUCGCUGACAUUGAACUCAGCAGGAAUGAAGCUCUGAUUGCUCUUUUGAGAGAAGGGGAGAGCCUGGAGGAUUUGAUGAAGCUCUCCCCGGAAGAACUCCUGUUGAGAUGGGCUAAUUACCACCUGGAAAAUGCAGGCUGCAACAAAAUUAGCAACUUCAGCACUGACAUCAAGGACUCAAAAGCUUAUUACCACCUGCUUGAUCAGGUGGCUCCAAAAGGAGAUGAAGAAGGUAUUCCUGCUAUUGUGAUUGACAUGUCAGGACUGAGGGAGAAGGAUGACAUCCAGAGGGCAGAAUGCAUGUUGCAGCAGGCUGAGAGGCUGGGCUGCCGGCAGUUUGUCACAGCCACAGACGUCGUCCGAGGGAACCCCAAGUUGAAUUUGGCAUUCGUUGCCAACCUCUUUAACAAAUAUCCUGCUUUGCACAAACCAGAGAACCAGGACAUUGACUGGGGAGCCCUUGAAGGUGAGACACGGGAAGAACGGACAUUUAGGAACUGGAUGAAUUCCCUGGGCGUUAAUCCUCGAGUCAAUCAUUUGUACAGUGACUUAUCGGAUGCCCUGGUCAUCUUCCAGCUCUAUGAAAAGAUUAAAGUCCCUGUGGACUGGAACCGAGUAAACAAACCCCCGUACCCCAAACUGGGGGGUAAUAUGAAGAAGCUAGAGAAUUGUAACUAUGCAGUGGAACUGGGGAAGAAGCAAGCUAAAUUUUCCCUCGUUGGCAUUGGCGGGCAAGAUCUCAAUGAAGGCAACCGUACCCUCACCUUGGCCUUGAUUUGGCAGCUGAUGAGAAGGUACACACUCAAUAUCCUUGAAGAAAUCGGUGGUGGGCAGAAGGUCAACGAUGACAUUAUUGUCAACUGGGUAAAUGAAACAUUGAAGGAGGCAGAGAAAAGGUCCUCCAUUUCUAGCUUCAAGGACCCGAAGAUUAGUACAAGUCUGCCAGUCCUCGAUCUCAUUGAUGCCAUUCAACCAGGUUCCAUUAACUAUGACCUUCUGAAGACAGAAGACUUGAAUGAUGAGGAGAAACUCAACAAUGCAAAGUAUGCCAUCUCUAUGGCCCGAAAAAUUGGAGCAAGAGUAUAUGCCCUUCCAGAAGACCUGGUUGAAGUGAACCCCAAAAUGGUCAUGACGGUGUUUGCUUGCCUCAUGGGGAAAGGGAUGAAGAGGGUGUAGGACCCAGCAGGGCAGGCUAGAAGACAUUGCAUUCAAUCCAGCCAGCCCAGCAUCAGUUGCUCCAGGAAUGAAGAUAAGGACCAUUUAAGCCAUUCCAAAGUUUUCAACGUGGUGACAUUAUAUGAGAUUCCAAAAAGUGCAUAUUUGCUAGCCAAGUAGCCUUUCUGUACUUUAUAAAACUGCCUCUCUAUCUCUCUUUUAUUUUUUUUGCUAAAGACACAAUCUCCAACAAAUGUAAUUUUUGUUCCUGAUUGAUUUUUGCUCCUUUGCAUAUCAAGAGGGAAAAAAAGAAAAACAAUUCCAGGUACCCUUCCUGCUUUGAGCCAUUAAGAUAGAAACUGCUGUGCUAGUAAUUUUGACGUAACUGUGUGUUCAAAAGUGAGGACAGUCUAAAGACUGAUAUUAGAGGCCAACACUGGAUCUGUGGCAAGCCAUCUGCUCUGUCCUCUCCUUUCACCUUAUCUGUGAAUUUGCCUCAUAGAGCCAUGCCUGCUGUGUGGCCCCACCUCUUCUUGCCAUCCUUGUCCCUUGAUCACUUGGAGCAUCUGAGAAACCAAUGAAGCUAUUGGGGUGCCAAAAGUUCCCAGUAGCCUGCAGAAGUAAGCCUCAUCGUCAGAGCUGUUCUUUACCUGGAGUCCCAGUGGUUGUCAGGUUUUGUUUUGUCAAUUAUAAGAUACUGUCUGCUUUCAACUCUAGGCUUUGCACCGAAGACCUAACAUCUUGAGUACUGUGUCCUCGGUCUGAGAGUAGGACUGGAAUUCACUAUCUGACACUUGCUUAUUUGCUCAUGUUCAUUGGUUGGCACUCUACCACCUGGGCUACGCCUCCAACCUCUCAAGUAGAUUAAUGAUAGCAAGAAAGGCGUAUCAGAGAAAGAGACCAUUAGGGGGCAGCAUGGAGCUGUCACUAAGCAUCUACCUUUAAGAGUGCUGUUGCUUAUUAGAUGUAUAUUAUGGUAUGGCAAGAUGUCUAGUAAUAUUUGGAACAAUUCUGCUCUGUUUUUAUUUGCUCUUAGAUAGCAGUAAAUCUGAUUUCUUGCUGGACCUUAUUAUCAAUGUUUACUUUUUUGGUACUACAAAAGACUUUUGCUACUCCUACCCCCCCUUGGGGUGGGGGGACAGUAUGUUCUCAUAAGCAGCACCCCACCCCACCUUACAUACACUCAUAGGCUCCUGUACACAGCCAGAUAUUGAAAGAUUGUGCUUAAGAACUGCCUGAGUUGCUCUGUGAAGUGCUAAUCAACCUUUAUUGGACAUACAAAUAAAUUUCAAAACAGAAGGAGUAUGAAUUUAAAUAGCUCUAACAGAUCAAGCAAUGUAUAUGAAAACCUACUGUAUUCUAAAAGUCAACAGAGCAUGGUGAACCAACACUAGACUCCCUCUGUCCCGGUGAAGGGGCUCAAUUAUGAGCUAUCUUCUUCUAGAGGUGGUAUGAUGUAAUGAAACUUAGCCAUUUUUCAAAGCAAUCUAAAUGCAAUAUACUGGGCCUAGUGGUAGGCUCAGGAAGCCCAUAUAUGGCUUCUUCAAUCUCAUCCCCAGUAUUUCUGCUGCAUCUGAAUGCACGAUGAUUCGCUUUAACUUUUGUCUGAACUUUAAAUAGUCUCAGACAAAUCUCUCCAUCUGCCUCUAGGAAGGAAGAAUGUUAACUGCCUUAAUUGAAAAUGAAGAUUAAAAUAAUGCUGAAGAUCUUUCCAAAUAAAAUAUUUCUAUUUC
Perognathus longimembris pacificus (Pacific pocket mouse) is the source of this 3733-nucleotide messenger RNA. RefSeq names its product lymphocyte cytosolic protein 1 (gene Lcp1). The coding region runs from base 138 to 2021 and encodes 627 amino acids. Gene Ontology annotation, molecular function: actin filament binding; calcium ion binding. Gene Ontology annotation, cellular component: actin filament; actin filament bundle; cytoplasm. NCBI's taxonomy places the organism in Eukaryota, Metazoa, Chordata, Mammalia, Rodentia, Heteromyidae. Gene Ontology annotation, biological process: actin filament bundle assembly; actin filament network formation. The transcript has 16 exons. The record is from RefSeq and is a predicted model, not a curated record.